Molecule: messenger RNA, 2947 nt
Organism: Gastrolobium bilobum
Lineage: Eukaryota; Viridiplantae; Streptophyta; Magnoliopsida; Fabales; Fabaceae
Product: K(+) efflux antiporter 3, chloroplastic-like
Exons: 19
Coding region: 210-2693 (827 amino acids)
Biological process (GO): proton transmembrane transport; potassium ion transport
Cellular component (GO): chloroplast; membrane
Molecular function (GO): antiporter activity
Source: RefSeq, a predicted model, not a curated record
AGUUUCAAUCUUUUCCCUAUCGUUUCUACGUUACGUGUGCUCUUAUCAACCUCUAUUUUUUGAGGCAGCGAGGGACAGGACACUCGAAAGCUCAAUUUUAUUUUAUUUUUUUGUUUAUUUCUCUCAAGAAAGUUCAAAUUCUAUCUGGGUGUCUCUAAGCGGAACAAGCAAACGCAAAUGAGCUUCCGCGAGUUGGGUUUUGUUGCUUCAUGAGCACUACUACCACUAUGUUGGAUUCUUUAACCUAUUGCCAAAGCUUUAAGGGAUAUGACCUUACCAAACAAAAGAGUCCGGGUUACUCUCAUGCUAUUUCACGAUUCUGUAGAAGUUCUAUUUUGAUGCUUUAUUCAGUUAACAAGCAAGUGCCGCUACUGUCACGUGGUGUUAGUCACGGGAUAUUUCAUGGGACUUCUGUGUCAGAAAAUUUCAUUAAAAGGAGACAUCUCAAUGUUCCAUCAUUUUCUGGUUGGAAAGGAUUCUAUUUCUCUAAGUGUAGGCCAUUACGUUGGGAACGGUUACAGACUAAUGUAGCAUAUGAUGUUGCUGGUGCUGUUGAUGUCAUCAAUGAUUUGGGAUUGGAUACUCUUACUUUCUUGGCUGUGACUGUCUUAAUUGUGCCCACAUUCAAGUCAAUUAAAGCCAGUCCUAUACUUGGUUUCUUCUUUGCUGGGGUGGUGCUCAAUCAGUUUGGUUUAAUUAGAAACCUUACAGAUGUUAAAAUUUUGUCUGAAUGGGGGAUCCUUUUCUUGCUGUUUGAGAUGGGUUUAGAGCUUUCACUUGCACGUCUGAAAGCGCUUGCAAAAUAUGCCUUUGGGAUGGGAUUGGCUCAGGUUGUACUAUCUACUUUAGCAUUUACUGCUUUUGAACUUCCACCAAAUGGGGCCAUUGGAACACAAAUUUUACAAUUCCUUUUCCACUCAAGGUCAGAUCUGGUGAACAUCAGAAGUGUCGAUGAAGCUGUAGUGAUCGGUGCUGCUCUCUCUCUGUCAUCUUCUGCCUUUGUUCUACAGCUUCUUGCAGAGAAAGGUGAGCUUCCUACAAGAUUUGGUUCGGCAACUCUUGGAAUACUUCUUUUGCAGGACUUAGCUGUUGUUCCUCUUUUAGUCAUUCUUCCAAUACUAGAGAGCCAGAAUAUGUCUGAGGAAAGUGUUUUGCCCAUGCUUGCUCAAGAAAGUUUGAAGGCAUUAGGUGGAUUGGGUCUGCUUUCUCUUGGGGCAAAGUACAUUCUCAGAAGAGUUUUCGAGGUUGUUGCAGAUACAAGGAGCUCAGAGGCUUUUGUUGCUCUUUGCUUGCUGACUGUUGCCGGGACUUCACUAGUCACACAGAAUUUGGGCUUUAGUGAUACGCUUGGAGCAUUUUUAGCUGGAGCAAUCUUAGCAGAGACAAAUUUCAGGACCCAGAUUGAAGCUGACAUAAGACCGUUUAGAGGCUUACUGCUUGGGUUAUUUUUUCUAAGUACAGGAACUUCAAUUGAUAUGCAGCUCCUUUUGCGAGAGUGGCCAAAUGUACUUUCACUCUUGGGAGGUUUAAUUGCUAUCAAGACAUUGAUCAUUACUGCAAUUGGUCCUCGUGUUGGGCUUACUUUACAAGAGAGUGUAAGAAUAGGAUUGCUUCUAUCCCAAGGAGGCGAGUUUGGAUUUGUAGUUUUCUCCUUAGCAAAUAGGCUUGGGGUGCUUCCGCUUGAGCUCAACAAGCUGCUCAUAAUUGUUGUUGUAUUGUCAAUGUCAUUAACCCCCUUUCUAAAUGAAGCUGGAAGAAGGGCUGCUAGUUAUAUUGAAGACAAAUAUGAUGCUGAGAAUAAACAGAAACCAGCUGAGAUGUUGAACUUCAAUGCUAGUGAACCUGUUGUUAUUCUUGGAUUUGGACAGAUGGGCCAGGUCCUUGCCAAUUUCCUAUCAAAUCCAUUGGCUUCAGGAGGAGAUAGUGACGCAGUAGGAUGGCCUUAUGUGGCAUUUGAUCUUGACCCCACAGUAGUAAAGGCAGCUAGAAAACUUGGUUUUCCUAUUCUCUACGGGGAUGGAUCACGUCCGACUGUUCUUCAAUCUGCCGGUAUCUAUUCUCCGAAAGCUAUCAUGGUUAUGUACAGUGGGAAAAAGAAGAUUAUGGAAGCUGUUCAAAGGUUGCGGUUGACUUUUCCUGCAAUCCCAAUCUAUGCCAAAGCUAAAGAUCUCAAGCAUCUUUUAGAUUUGAAGAAAGCAGGGGCAACGGAUGCCAUUUUGGAAAAUGCAGAGACGAGCUUACAGCUUGGUUCUAAGCUGCUGACAGGCCUUGGUGUGAUGUCUGAUGAUGUAGCAUUUUUGAGUCAGCUUAUUAGAGAUUCCAUGGAACUACAAGCUGAAGAAGCAAUCAGCCACUCCGAAGAACGUGAAUUAGAUAUUAUGAAACCACUGCAGGUGAGAGCUGAUGACUUGAUGGAGGCAAGUGUACCGAUGGCAACAACUUCACCAGAAUAUGAAUCAUCAGAACUGAACCAGAAAGAAGAUCAAGCUUCGUUGAGUAGAAUUCAGAAGGAAGUAGAUGCUGAAGAACAAGAUUAUGAAAUAAAUCAAGCUGCGAAUUUAGAAGGAAAUGGUAUUUUAUGUAGUAAACAAGGUACUGAAGAAAGCUCAAGGGUUGGAUCUCAAGAUGCUAUUGAACAGAAUAAUAUGGCAGACACAUCAAUCCCUUAUAAUACUGCCAUGGAGGAACCCUGACAAUGAUAUAGGGCUUCUUCCCAUUAGUUUUGAAGUUAUUAAUUCAAAUAAUCUCAAAGUAUUGAACUUAUUAUUGCACUAACCUGUAACUUCUGAAAGAUUUCAGCAAGUUGUCAUUUUUUUUCAGAGCUAACGAUAUAUGUAUAGGAAACAUCUCAAUUCAAGAGAGAGUUUGUAGAACAGCAUCAUUCCAACUGAGAUACUCAUUUGAAUUCUUUGGAAAUCACAAAAUGCAUAGUAAUUAAACCUAUGUA